GGGCGAGGGGAGGGGAAGCUCUUGCUCGGCUGCCAGAGCCGCCGGAGAGACAGGGGAAGCUCAGGGCCGGGCGCUCCCGCUCUCCCACGGCUGCCGCCCCGGCACCCCCGGCGCUGGCCGCAGCGGGGCUGCCCCCGGUGGUCCCGGGUGCCAGGGGGUCCAUGCCAGCCGGAGCAGGAGCAGGAGGUGACUCUUCUCCUCCCUGGGGUGGCAUGGAGCAGCUGGAGUGACCUGAGGAGUCGUCGCAGUGAGUGGGGCUGCCGUGGAGCACCCCGGGGUGCCAGGGGCACGUGGGGUCCCCGGGCAGCAGAGCCCUCCUUGCAGCAGUGCCCACGGGGACCCCGGUGUCCCCCUGCUGAGCUGGGGGGUGGCAGGGUGCACCCCAGUGCCUGUCCCCAUGCGGGCACUGGCAGCCACGUGUGCCCCCUGCUCACGGACCCUCUGUCCCACAGGCGGUGCCCAGGAUGGGCUGCGUGCCCUGCAAGGAGAGGGGGGCUGGCAAAGGGCAGGCAGGGGGCGAGGGGGGCUCCCUCCAGCCCCCUGCCUCGCAGUACGACCCCGACCCCACGCAGCCAGGGGCCAUCUUCACCCGCAUCCCCGACUUCAACAACUUCCAGGGGCCAGCCGUGCCCCCGGCCCCGGAGCCGGGGGGCUUCACCUCCAGCGCGCUGCCAGCGCGGAGCGGGGGCAUCUCAGGCGGGGGGGUGACGCUCUUCAUCGCCCUGUACGACUACGAGGCCAGGACGGAGGAUGACUUGACAUUCCAGAAAGGGGAGAAGUUCCACAUCAUCAACAACACGGAGGGGGACUGGUGGGAGGCCAGGUCGCUGAGCUCGGGAGCCACUGGCUACAUCCCCAGCAACUACGUGGCCCCCGUGGACUCCAUCCAGGCAGAAGAGUGGUACUUUGGGAAGAUCGGGCGCAAGGACGCGGAGCGGCAGCUCCUGUGCCACGGCAACGCCAGAGGCACCUUCCUCAUCCGGGAGAGCGAGACCACCAAAGGUGCCUACUCCCUGUCCAUCCGGGACUGGGACGAGGCCAAGGGGGACCACGUGAAGCACUAUAAGAUCCGGAAGCUGGACAGCGGGGGGUACUACAUCACCACCCGGGCCCAGUUCAGCACCGUGCAGCAGCUGGUCCAGCACUACAUAGAGCGGGCGGCGGGGCUGUGCUGCCGCCUGGCUGUGCCGUGCCACAAGGGAACCCCCAAACUGGCCGACCUCUCAGUCAAAACCAAAGACGUGUGGGAGAUCCCCCGCGAGUCCCUCCAGCUCCUCAAGAAGCUGGGAAAUGGGCAGUUCGGGGAAGUCUGGAUGGGGACGUGGAAUGGCACCACGAAGGUGGCAGUGAAGACGCUGAAGCCAGGGACCAUGUCCCCUGAGGCCUUCCUGGAGGAGGCCCAGAUCAUGAAGCGGCUGCGGCACGACAAGCUGGUGCAGCUCUACGCCGUGGUGUCGGAGGAGCCCAUCUACAUCGUCACCGAGUUCAUGAGCCAGGGCAGCUUGCUGGAUUUCCUGAAGGAUGGGGACGGUCGCUACCUGAAGCUGCCCCAGCUGGUGGACAUGGCUGCCCAGAUUGCGGCGGGCAUGGCGUACAUCGAGAGGAUGAACUACAUCCACCGGGAUCUCCGCGCCGCCAACAUCCUGGUGGGAGACAACCUGGUGUGCAAGAUCGCCGACUUCGGCCUCGCUCGCCUCAUCGAGGAUGACGAGUACACGGCGCGGCAGGGUGCCAAGUUCCCCAUCAAGUGGACAGCUCCGGAGGCUGCACUUUUUGGGAGGUUCACCAUCAAGUCGGAUGUCUGGUCCUUUGGCAUCCUCCUGACGGAGCUGGUGACCAAAGGCCGCGUGCCCUACCCAGGGAUGAACAACCGGGAGGUGCUGGAGCAGGUGGAGCGGGGGUACCGCAUGCAGUGCCCGGGGAGCUGCCCCCCUUCCCUGCACGAGCUGAUGGUGCAGUGCUGGAAGAGGGAGCCCGAGGAGCGCCCCACCUUCGAGUACCUCCAGUCCUUCCUCGAGGACUAUUUCACUGCCACUGAGCCCCAGUACCAGCCCGGGGACAACCAGUGACCCGGGGCUGGCACUCCCCGCAAGCUGGGCUGGCUUUGGGGUGAAUCUCUUUUUUUCUUUAGAGGUGGUUGCUUCCUUUGUCUGUGCCCCCCCAAAAUGCCUUUUAGGGGUGCUCAGGGUGCCCAGGGCGGACACAGGGCUUUGCACAAGGAUGCUGGACUCAGAGAGAAAACAAAACUGUGCGCCCCAGCCCCCCCUUCCCCCACUCCCUUUAUUGCCUUCACACCCAGCUUUGAACCUGAGAGGGGCUUUGGCUGCAGGGGGGACUGUGGGGACCCCCGUGAACCCCCCCAGACCCACAGAGUAGCAGAGGGCUCGGGGGGAGCUCCCCACGCCAGCCCAAAUCUCUUCUGGGAGCACAGCUGCGUGGCGUCCCAAAGUCCUGGCACUGACCUGUGGGAGGUCAUCCCAACCCUCCCUCCCUUUGUCUCUCCUUUAAUUUAUAAGAUUUUAUAUGAUGCCUCCCCCAAGCAGCCAUCGACCCCACCAAGGGAUCCCAGUAUUUGGGGACCCCCUUGUCCCCCUCUUGCUUUCGUAGAGCCAAGUGCUGAGAGCCAAACACCCAGCCCUGCUUGCCCUGGGGGUGCUGCGGGGGGUCCUGGGGGGUCUGGGCAGGCUGGGGCAGCCCUGCCCCAGGGGCUGCUCCCUCCUGCCCCACCAGGCAGGACGAGGGCACGGGGUGGGCUCAGCAGCCCCACUGCCCCCGGGGCUGCAGCCUGGCUCCGUGACUGGGGGGACAUGUCAGUGUGAAUGCAGGGUGCCCCCCUGCCCCUCCAGCGCCCCCAUUUUGAGCGGGGUCCCAGUCCCGUGCCCCGUGGCCAGUAACGCCCCCACACCCCCAGGGCAGUGCCGUGGCGGGAGGGAAGGGCAGGGGAGGGAUCUGUUGUUUAUUUUUUUUUAUGAAGUCUGUAAAUACAGAGAAAUAAAACCUUUCUAACAA
Passer montanus (Eurasian tree sparrow) is the source of this 3009-nucleotide messenger RNA. It is a transcript of the gene FGR, whose product is annotated as FGR proto-oncogene, Src family tyrosine kinase. Bases 465 to 2069 code for a protein of 534 amino acids. Lineage: Eukaryota; Metazoa; Chordata; Aves; Passeriformes; Passeridae. Gene Ontology annotation, cellular component: extrinsic component of cytoplasmic side of plasma membrane. Gene Ontology annotation, biological process: innate immune response; cell surface receptor protein tyrosine kinase signaling pathway; protein phosphorylation. Gene Ontology annotation, molecular function: ATP binding; signaling receptor binding; non-membrane spanning protein tyrosine kinase activity. The transcript has 12 exons. The record is from RefSeq and is a predicted model, not a curated record.